Trichogramma pretiosum is the source of this 2512-nucleotide messenger RNA. It is a transcript of the gene E(z), whose product is annotated as histone-lysine N-methyltransferase E(z). Gene Ontology annotation, molecular function: histone methyltransferase activity; protein binding. Lineage: Eukaryota; Metazoa; Arthropoda; Insecta; Hymenoptera; Trichogrammatidae. Gene Ontology annotation, biological process: chromatin remodeling. The record is from RefSeq and is a predicted model, not a curated record. The transcript is spliced from 9 exons. The coding region runs from base 167 to 2395 and encodes 742 amino acids.
GUUACAAUUAUACAUUACCAUACAUAUACAACACUGCAGGACUGCCCGCGCGGGCUAAGAGUCUGCUAAGCGUGGGUGAUCAGUAAACUGUUUUUUUGUUGUUGUUAUUGUUUGACUCCGAAUGUGAUUGUUUAAUUUUUCCUUUUAGUCUUUAUUAAAUAGUAAAAUGUCGAAAGCAAAACUCACCGCCGAAUGGCGGAAACGUGUCAAAUCGGAAUAUAUGCGUUUACGUCAAGUUAAAAGAUAUAAACGUGCUGAUGAAGUCAAAAUAGCUUGGAACCAAAAUCGCAAGGUUAUGACAGAAUUAUUAGAGAGUGAAAAUAAAAGAUGGCUUGAUAGCAGAGCUAUGUGGUUAGCAUUGCAUGAAAUACCUGCUCAAGAGUCCUGUAUGAAAAAGGCUGAAAUCACCUGUUCCGAUGGAGAUGUACAAAAUUGUCCUGUCAAAUUAUUGAAUGCCAUAACUCCAAUCCCAACCAUGUAUACUUGGGCUCCGAUACAACAAAAUUUCAUGGUCGAAGAUGAAACUGUCCUUCAUAAUAUUCCAUACAUGGGUGACGAGAUCCUUGAUCAAGAUGGGACCUUUAUCGAAGAAUUAAUAAAAAAUUAUGAUGGUAAAGUACAUGGGGACCGCGAGUCAGGAUUUAUGGAUGACUCUAUUUUUGUGGAUCUUGUAAAUGCAUUAGUUUCCUAUGAAAAGGAUGACAAAGAAAAAGAUUCAAAUCCUACAAAGAAAUUCAAAGAAUCAAAAGACGAAGAUAAAAAGGAAGAUUCUUUUUCUAAAUCUGACGAUACGCCAUUUCCAUCUAUGCAAAUUUUUACAGCAAUAUCUCAAAUGUUUCCUGACAAAGGAAAACCAGAAGAAUUAAAAGAAAAGUACAUUGAACUGACAGAAAGGUCUGAUCCAAAUGCUCUACCUCCAGAAUGUACUCCAAAUAUCGAUGGUGCUGCUGCUCAUAGCGUACCCAGAGAACAAACCAUGCACUCUUUUCACACAUUAUUCUGCAGAAGAUGUUUCAAAUAUGACUGCUUUUUACAUCGUUUGCAAGUCUGUCAUCCUGGACCAAACCUGCAAAAGCGCAAAGGACCAGAUCUAAAACCAUUUCCUGAACCUUGUGGAAAUGAAUGUUAUAUGCAUUUGGAUGGAAUUAAGGAAAAACUAGCAGCGCAAGCAGCUAGUAUGGAGGAAGAAGAAAAAGAAGAGAAACGAGGUGCACCGAAGAAAGUACGAAAGCAGGCCAGCCUCGAUUCUGGUAAUGAAGCAAGUAGCGAAGACAGUAAUGACAGCAAUAAAUACAGUCAAGUUGGUAGCUGUCAAGAUUUCAAACAAAAUGUUAACAAAGAUUCAACCAAAGAAUCAAACGACGACGCUCUGCAAGAGCAACUCCAACCUGACCAUCAUUCUGCUUUCACUCUGCACGACGAAACUGUUAAACAUGAAGGCAAUCCUGAAUGGACAGGUUCCGAGCAAAGUUUGUUUAGGGCUCUACAUAAAGCUUUUCCCGGCAACCCAUGCGCGUUGGCCCAAAUAAUGCUAACUAAAAGUUGCCGGAAAGUUUAUGAAUUUUCGCAAAAAGAGGCGAGUGAUAUACCCGACGUUGAAAGUCUCAAAGACUUCACACCGCCACGGAAGAAAAAGAAGAAGCACCGGCUCUGGUCAAUGCAUUGUCGUAAAAUACAGCUGAAAAAAGAUUCCGGUGCCAAUCAUGUUCAUAAUUUUGCUCCGUGUGAUCACCCCAACAGACCUUGCGACAAUUCGUGUCCAUGCAUACAAGCGCAAAACUUUUGCGAGAAGUUCUGCCAGUGCAGCAGUGAGUGCCAGAAUCGUUUUCCAGGCUGUCGUUGCAAGGCUCAAUGUAACACCAAGCAAUGUCCGUGCUACCUUGCAGUACGCGAAUGCGAUCCCGAUCUUUGUCAGACUUGUGGUGCGGAUCAGUAUCAAGUACAAAAGAUAUCCUGCAAGAAUGUGAGCGUUCAAAGAGGAUUGCAUAAACAUUUACUCAUGGCACCGUCAGAUGUAGCAGGCUGGGGUAUUUUCUUGAAGGAAUCUGCAGCUAAAAAUGAAUUUAUAUCGGAAUACUGUGGUGAAAUUAUCAGUCAAGAUGAAGCUGAUCGAAGAGGAAAAGUUUACGACAAAUAUGCCUGCAGUUUUCUAUUUAAUCUUAAUAAUGAUUUUGUUGUUGAUGCCACAAGGAAAGGAAAUAAAAUAAGAUUUGCUAAUCAUUCCAUAAAUCCAAAUUGUUACGCCAAAGUUAUGAUGGUCAAUGGUGAUCACAGAAUUGGUAUUUUUGCCAAGCGAGCGAUACAACCAGGCGAGGAGUUGUUUUUCGACUAUCGAUAUGGACCUACAGAGCAACUUAAAUUUGUUGGAAUUGAAAGAGAAAUGGAAUUUCUAUAAAAAAAUCAAAUGUGAAAUUGAAAAAUUUGACUUAACUUUUGACGAAAAGUCGUAAUGAAAAUUGUAAAUUUGCUAAAAAGCUAAUAAGGAGUAAUCAAUAAAAAGUAAUCAAUUGUA